AUGAGCUGCCUGGAUGUGAUGUACCACCAAAGCUAUGGAGCACACCUCCUCCCAACAGAAGCCUACAAAUCUACUUACUACAACCACCACUACCAGCAACAGCAACAACAACAACAGAGGAGGCUGAAUGCUCACAGUAAGAUGCACAACUGUUCGGGCCAGCAACAAGGUGAAGGACGAGGAACAUUAUCCAGAGAUCAGAGUCUCCGUCUGGCUCCUGGAACCGAAUCUGGAUGUGUAUCAUUACAUAACUUGGAGGUCAAAGACGGAACUCAACCAGCAGGUGCGGAGUAUCUGAACUCCCGAUGUAUAUUGUUCACCUACUUCCAAGGGGACAUCAGUGAUGUGGUGGAUGAACACUUUUCUCGGGCCCUGAGUCAGUCGGCUGAAAUGAACAGGGAGACCAAGCCGAUACGGAUGACUCAGACGCCUGCCUCAAGCGCUUCCCAAUCAUGGAAAGAUGGCGAGUCACUCCCAGACGGUCAGAGUAGUCCAUCUUGGAGCAGUUCCUACCAAUCCCAUUCUGCUACCUGCCUCCCUCCUGUCUCUGUCUCAGUCCACCCCGAAUUCUCCCCAUGUCCGAUUUCCCUCAACCACUCUGAUGGAGGUCUUUGGGCUGGUCAUGUGCUCUCUCAAGCCAGCCUCCAACCAUUGGCUAGUCUCACAGACAGCUGGACCUACAGCCUGAACCCUCAGAGCACAAGUGGCUACCCCAAUGUUCAAGAUAUCUACCAUCCUCACCCCCAUGCUCAUGUCCAUACUCGACAUCCCCACCAACACCGACAUAGUGUGUUUCAUUCAUAUCCAAGCCACAGCUCACCGCUGGAAUCAAGGUUUAGUCCUCUUCUGUUGCCCGGUGUGAGGAACCAAAGCCAGUCAGCAACUAGCGCAGGGAGUUCCCCACACAGCGAGAGUGCAAAGACGGACAUGGACCCCAGCAGCAGUAGCCCAAUUAUGGCUUCAUCUGUUUCAUGGAACCCUUCACCACUUCAUGGAUCCCUUGAGUUGUAUGAUUCAGCUCAGGACCAGACCAAAGCAAAGUCAUCAGUUUGGUUCUAA
Messenger RNA from Nerophis lumbriciformis (worm pipefish), 1059 nucleotides. The record is from RefSeq and is a predicted model, not a curated record. Lineage: Eukaryota; Metazoa; Chordata; Actinopteri; Syngnathiformes; Syngnathidae.